This is a messenger RNA of Opisthorchis viverrini, 621 nucleotides long. RefSeq lists its product as hypothetical. The record is from RefSeq and is a predicted model, not a curated record. Bases 1 to 621 code for a protein of 206 amino acids. Lineage: Eukaryota; Metazoa; Platyhelminthes; Trematoda; Opisthorchiida; Opisthorchiidae. The transcript has 3 exons.
AUGAGCCAGCGCCCAGUUUUGAACUUUGUUAUUAACGUACUGCUUCAAGUUCCCCUGACUGCCUCCGAAAUUUCGGGGGUCAUAAUGCUCGCGGGAUGUCCACUCACAGACAUUGAAUAUGUGAACGAUAUUGCUCCUCUUGUUCCCCUGACUGCCUCCGAAAUUUCGGGGGUCAUAAUGCUCGCGGGAUGUCCACUCACAGACAUUGAAUAUGUGAACGAUAUUGCUCCUCUUGGUGCGGAUCCUCCAAAAAUCCAAAUCGUUUUAAAUAACCUAAAUAAUUCGGCCGCACGGUUCGGCAUGUUCUUCCCACCUACAAAGUGCGAAGUGCCGAUACAAAACCAGGCGAACCACUGGUGGAUUAACAUUUUUGUAAGUUCCAAUGGACUGGCUGGAGACAAUAUUACUUGUUGCAUCGGACAGGCCAGCUCAGCUUUUUCGAAUCCCCGAUAUCUGUGGCGCCGACGUAACCUCAGCUGGUCUGUCAAGGACAGGGUUUACACUGCGGUAGUGCGAUCCGUGCUGGUUUGUGGAUCAGAGAUGUGGCCUUUACGCGCACAGGACACACGAAAUCUGUCAGUUUCUUACCAUCACUGUCUCCAGAGAGUUGGUGGGGUUUAA